Messenger RNA from Mustela erminea (ermine), 2499 nucleotides. It is a transcript of the gene FIBCD1, whose product is annotated as fibrinogen C domain containing 1. The transcript has 8 exons. The record is from RefSeq and is a predicted model, not a curated record. Lineage: Eukaryota; Metazoa; Chordata; Mammalia; Carnivora; Mustelidae. The coding region runs from base 203 to 1663 and encodes 486 amino acids.
CCCGCGCACACCCGCGCACCCCGUCCUCACCCGCGCAUCCCCGGACACGCACGCCCGCCGGCCCGGGCCAGCCGGCGCGGGGCCUCGAGGCGGGGAUCUGGCGGGCGGAACGCGCCCCGCGCCCGAGCCCGCGCCCACCCCGGCGUCUUUGCGCUCCGCAGCGGCGCGCCUGGCCGGGCGCCCCCGCCAGUCCUGCCGGAAGAUGGUCAACGACCGGUGGAAGACCAUGGGCGGCGCUUCCCAACUUGAGGACCGGCCGCGCGACAAGCCGCAGCUCUCUCUUCCUGAGUCUGCGCGGCGGGCACCCACGUGUGGGGCAGGGCGCGCCGUUAUUGCCUCCACUUUACAGUGGCCCAGCUGCGGCUACGUGCUGUGCACGGUGCUGCUCUCCCUGGCGGUGCUGCUGGCCGUGGCCGUCACCGGCGCUGUGCUCUUCCUGAACCACACCCACGCGCCAGGCACGGCACCCCCGCCCGUCGUCAGCACCGGGCCGGCAGGUGCCAACAGUGCCCUGGUCACCGUGGAGAGGGCCGAUAGCUCGCGUCUCAGCAUCCUCAUCGACCCGCGCUGCCCCGACCUCACCGACGGCUUCACCCGCCUGGAGGGCGCCCAGGCGUCCGUGCUGCAGGCGCUGGCCGAGCACCGGGCGGAGCCGAAGCUGGCCGGCGAGCAGGAGCGGGAGCUGCUGGACACCCUGGCGGACCAGCUGCCCCGGCUGCUGGCCCGGGCCUCGGAGCUGCAGGCGGAGUGCACCGGGCUGCGGAAGGGCCUCGGCACCCUGGGCCAGGGGCUCAGCGCCCUGCAGAGUGAGCAGGGCCGCCUCAUCCAGCUUCUCUCCGAGAGUCAAGGCCACAUGGCUCACCUGGUGAACUCGGUCAGCGAUGUCCUAGAUGGCCUGCAGAGGGACCCAGGGGUGGGCCGGCCCCGCAUCAAAGCUGACCUCCAGAGGCCACCUGCCAGGGGAUUGCGGCCCCGCGGCUGCGCCAACGGGUCUCCGCCCCGCGACUGUCUGGACGUGCUCCUGAGCGGGCAGCAGGAGGAUGGCAUUUACUCGGUCUUCCCCACACACUACCCAGCCGGCUUCCAGGUCUACUGUGACAUGCGCACCGACGGCGGCGGCUGGACGGUGUUCCAGCGCCGGGAGGACGGCUCCGUGAACUUCUUCCGAGGCUGGGAAGCGUACCGGGACGGCUUCGGCAAGCUCACGGGGGAGCACUGGCUAGGGCUCAGCAGGAUCCACGCCCUGACCACGCAGGCCACGUACGAGCUCCACGUGGACCUGGAGGACUUCGACAACGGCACAGCCUACGCCCGCUACGGGAGCUUUGCUGUGGGCUUGUUCUCCGUGGACCCCGAGGAAGACGGGUACCCGCUCACCGUGGCCGACUACUCGGGCACGGCAGGGGACUCCCUCCUGAAGCAUGGCGGCAUGAGGUUCACCACCAAGGACCGCGACAGCGACCACUCGGAGAACAACUGCGCCGCCUUCUACCGCGGCGCCUGGUGGUACCGCAACUGCCACACGUCCAACCUCAACGGGCAGUACCUGCGCGGCGCACACGCCUCCUAUGCCGACGGCAUCGAGUGGUCCUCCUGGACGGGCUGGCAGUACUCGCUCAAGUUCUCGGAGAUGAAGAUCCGGCCGGUCCGUGAGGACCGCUAGAUGGGCGCGGCGCCCACCCUCCACCCGCGCCACCCCUGCCCGCUCGCCCCUCAUCCCCCGCCCAACCCUACCCUGCGCCACUCCCAACCCCUCACCCCUCCCCAUCCCCGCCCGACCCUACCCUACCUCUCCUCUGACCUGCUGUCACAUUGGAGGGGCUGCACCUUACCUUUGCCCUGUCCCCGCCCCCCAGCUGACCUCUGCUGACCUGGGGCAGGGCCCACUUAACAGCCCCAAAUCUUGCCUGCCCAGACUUUGGCUCCUGGGGUAAGAGUCUUGAUUUCCCUCGGCCAGCAGUCCUCCGAGCACUCCGGCCGGCCCCUCUACUUGGCUGGUCCAAACCCCUGGUGCUUGGGGGGCACAGAGAAGGGGCAGGUGGCACCCCUGCAGCCCUUUCAGUGGACAGAGGGACUGUUUGGAUCUGAGUCAGGUCCGAGGCCGGCCUUCUCUGCCCUCCCGGCCCUCCAGGCUUUCCUCCUUCAGUUCCAUGGUGCCCGGGGUUCCCACCUCUCCCCAAGGCCCGUGGGGAGUGGUGGCGGCAAGGGCUGCCCGGGGUGUGGGGCUGGCAGCCGUAUCCCACCAUUCCAGGCCAGGCUGGGGCACAGCUGUCUGUGGGGACUCCUAGCCCGAGGGGGCCAGGGCCAGUUCCCCGGGGCUCCCCGCCUGCCUUCUACCCGCAGGCCUGGGAGGUCCUCAGUCCCUUGGGCUGCUGUGUCCAGCCUCCUGCCCUCCGGGGCAGCCGGAGCCCCACCCCACCCUGUCCUCUUGCCUGUGGGACACUGGGGCAGGUCCUGCUCCCUCCCGGCCUGGCCCGUCAGGACCUCUCUAUUUCCUGG